AGUCGCAGUAAAUGAGCUUUUUAUUGAGUGUGAAGUGAAGAAGAACCUGAUUCUCUGUAACAUCCCCCAAACAAAAAGGAACCGCUUUCACUUUUCUAUUUUCCUUCACGCUUUUUUCCUACAAAAUUUUCAUUCCUCGUCUCACCAUCGUUAACCAGAAUAAAAAACACCAAGCUCUCAUGAUCUUCAAAAUUUAUGUUUCAGUUUUCAAUUUUUUCCCUCGUGUAAAAACCCGAAAUUCACUGGUUUUGCGCAUGCGUGUGGAAGAUAAUCUUUUGCCCAUCGGUUCUGCAUUUUAAAGCAUUUGUUCUUGGUAUUCAAUCAGAUUCACAUCCCUUUGUACUGAGGCGAAAUUACGAAAACGAACCUUCGGUUCUUGUUUCAAUUUUUGCGGUGCUAAAGUCCAAAAGAGGCUUUUUCUUAGCUUUGAUGGUUUCAUUUGACAGUGAAUUUUACAGAGGUGAAGAGUGUGAAAUGGGUUCUGUGGGAUUUAAUGGUGAAGUUGAAUCCCAGCCUAGUGCAAGCAAUUACACGAAAUACAAUUUGCCAAAAACACUUCUUGUUGGCUGUGAUGGAGAUAGCCAUGCCUUGGUACCUAGGAAGCUUCGGUCGGCCAUAAAAAAGCGGGCCCGCAAAACGGCUACAUCGCCAUUGUCAAUUUCGAAGAAAAGGCGUGUGUCUAAUAAAGAUGACUGUCUCAAAAAAUAUGGCAGAAAGAAAUCCAAGCCGAAAAGGGCGCACAUUACAAAGGAUGAAGAAGAAGUAGCUGAAACCUUGUAUGCUUUGGCCACUAUGUUCUCUCAUCCAAAUAAAGCUAAUAAGCCAGCUAGCUCAAAACUGUUGAAUAAUAGCCAAGAAGAAACUGGGGUAUCGGCAAACGCAGUUGAAGAUACUAGGAUAUGGCCACAGAGAGAGGAGUCUGAAAAAACCAGCUCAAAAGUCACUCGUGAAGUCACUUGUUGUUCACCGAAUAUUUCGCGUUCAGAAGGAAAACUUGUGAAAUUACAAUCUUGCAAUGGUGUUAAAAAAUCUGACAGGCCAAGAGUAUCAAGUGAACAAUUAAUUGACCAAGAACAGGUUACAGCUUCUGGAGAUCGAUAUGGAAAGAAAUAUAAUCCCAUGUGUUACAAAUAUAACAGUUCGAAAAACUUAGGUUCAUCUCAGUCUCCAACAGAAAUGCAGAGUUGUGACACACCUGGUUCUUCAUUAAGAAGCCCCGUCUGGGUUGAGAACACUAAUGCCACCUCUCAGCCACUUUUAAUUGAAAACAGCAUUACUAAUGAAAAGUGUACUCAAAUUGCAGUUCAAUCUGAGAAUUCAUGGAAAAGAUCCUCUACACAUGUCUACAUAAGCCGUCUGAUUAAAGUCUGGCAAAUACCGAAGAAUAAAGAAGAGUCAUCCAAGAAGUCCCCAGCCAAAAUCGAGCAAGAUAUUUUUUUAAAUAAGAGGAUUAUCCAAGAUGAGCAGCUGGCUCCGGAAGCCUCUGCCUUAUGUUCUGCAAAAGUGGGUUUCUAUGACUUCUUAUCAUUGGGCACCGAAUAUUGCAGUUCACAUACGAGUGCAGACAUAAACCGAGAAGGGCACAGUCACGAGGGUCGUGAACAAUUUCAUUCGGGCCUUCUGCCGUUUUCACUGUCUCCGAAUUCAUCUUCUUUCCAUGGUCAUAAUUCGGCUUUAACACCACAAGAGGUACAACUUCCUGAAUAUCCUAGCAGCAGCACAGUUAACGGCAAUUUCGCAGCCAAAAUGGAGAUGCAGCCACAAAAACAAUGGCUUGCUCAGCAUAAAAGUGGAGUGGGGCCCACGCAAUUGAACGACUGGAAAAACGGAACCGCGGGCCCACCACCAUCCACGGUGAACUGUGCUGAGCGAGCUCUUUUACCUCAUUUGCUGGGCCCAAAGGAUCAGCAGGUUAUGUCGUCUGCUGCUAUCAGCUCAUCUUUGCCUCUUCAAAACAUGAAGAUUGAUAGCCGUUAUCAUCAACAACUACUCCAUAAUCGUCAAAUCCCUUUAGGAUUUUUCGAGAGAAAUCGGGCUGCCUUUUGUUUGGAUAAUGUACAGCAGUUGCAACUUCCAUAUGAGUAAUGGCUGUGGUGGGGUUAUGAAUUUAUAGAAGAAACCAUAAUUUUUUUUUUUUUUUUGUU
Striga asiatica is the source of this 2144-nucleotide messenger RNA. NCBI's taxonomy places the organism in Eukaryota, Viridiplantae, Streptophyta, Magnoliopsida, Lamiales, Orobanchaceae. The record is from the annotation of a GenBank genome assembly.